CCACCUCUACACACACCUCUACGAAAAACAUCGGACGAAAAUCGAGUGAAAAGCGGAGAGCGAGUAAAACAAUAAAAAAGAGAGUAAAAACACACAAUUAAUUAAAUAUAAUUUGCCCAAAAAUACAAAACAGUGUGUGCGCGCGCGAUCCCCCAAUUAUGAAUUAAAAUUAAUUAAGGAAACCUGCAAAUAUCAAACGAUAACAUAAAUAAACAAAAAGAAGCCAAGAGGAAAUCAACAAGCAACAAGAAUUUGUAAAAAGCCAGGAAAAAUCAAGAAGAUAAUCAUUCUACAUAUUUGAUGUUAUACCUUUAAGUAUCAAUCAAUCCAGAAAAAGCAGUAGCAGUACUAUGGUAAUAUCGAUCGGAACGAUGGGCCUUGUGCCGCAGCUACAUCGAAAGUUUGCAACAUAUCGCAGGCUGUAAAGAAAAAUUGCAACGCCAAAUUGCAGAUACACGCAAGGAUAUAACCGAUAUAUAUAUUGAAGAGGAAAACCCGGGGUGAAGCACCACCCCCGCCCACCGCCACACAAAUGAGGGUGCCACCAACAGGUUGACCACCUUAAAAACAAAACAAACAAAAUAACGUAGUAAUAAAAAAGCCAACCGCACGACAAAUAGUAAAGGCAAUAACAACAAAAACCACCAAGCCACUAAGCCAACCAUCAAAAGAGAUACAAAAAAAAAAAAAAAAAAAAAGGCGAAAUACGAAAACUAAAAAACCCCCGAAAACCCCUGAAAACCCCCUGAAAACCCCCUCAAAAACCGCCUGGAAAACCACUAGACGCCCGCUACAAAAUGUUACAAAACUCGAACGCCGCUGCCGCAGCGCAUUCGGCAGCUCAGGCGGCCUCGGCGGUGGCGACUCCGGCAGCGGCGGCGGCAGCAGCGGCAUCGGCGGCAGCGGCUGCCGCGGCGGCAGCAGCAGCAGCAGCAGCAGCGGCCAACAACGCGGCACUGGCGGCCUCCUCCAUCCAGCCCAAGCUCAUCGUCAUCCGACGGCGGCCGAACCAGGGAUUCGGCUUCACGCUGCGCCACUUCAUCGCCUAUCCGCCGGAAGAUGACCAGGCAUCGGCAUCGGCAUCGGGAUCUGGAUCGGCGGCAGCAGCGACGGCGGCGGCAUCGACAUCGGCCGGCUGGCCACAGGAAGCCUCCAGUAUGGCCGGCAGCAGCAGCGGCAGCAGCAGCAGCGUCGGCGUCGCCGGGAUCACCGGUUUGGAGCCAACGUCGCCGACGUCGCUGCCGCCGUACCAAGUGAAAGCGAUGGAGACCAUUUUCAUCAAAGAGGUGCAGGCGAACGGACCGGCCCACUACGCCAACCUGCAGACGGGCGACCGCGUGCUGAUGGUCAACAACCAGCCGAUCGCUGGCAUCGCCUACAGCACCAUCGUCUCGAUGAUCAAGCAGACGCCGGCGGUCCUCACGCUGCACGUGGUGCCCAAGGAGUGCGAUGUCCUGCAGAUGCACUAUACGAGCAUUGCCCACACGCCAGAGUCGAAUCGCCUGACCAUGUCGACGCACUCGCCCUCGCUGCUGGCCAAUGGCUCCCACAAGACCACAUUUCCAGCAGCAACAGCAGCAGCAGCAGCAGCAGUUGCAGCUCCACCGCAGCAACAUCAGCAGCAACAGUUGAUCUCAUAUCCCGCUGUUGCAGCCGUGACCACAUCAUCGCCGUCAGGAUCGCCGCACUCGCAUUCGCAAUCGCAAUCGCACUCGCAUCCCAACAACACCCAUCAUGCGCCAUCCCUGCACGGAGGCAGUCGAUCGGGCAGCAUCACUAGCACGGCCAGCGCAGGCAUCACCAUCCUGAGUCACCAGUUCUACCCACAACAACAGCAGCAGCAGCAGCAACAGCAGCAACAUCGUCAUCCGGCGCUGACUGGCGGCAGCAGCAGCAUCGAUUUCGGGGACAUGGCACAUGGACUGCGGCAACAUCAUCAGCAGCAGCAGCAGCAGCAGCAACAGCAGCAACAUCUCUACCAGCAGCAGCAACAUCAUCAUCAGUUCAUGCGUGCCAAUCAGCCGCCAAAUUUAACAGUAUUAUCGGCCAGUUCGGCAACGACCACACCCACGCCCACCGCCCGCCAGCCCAAAUGCGCGACGACGGCCCUCAGUCAGGCGUUAUAUGCAGCCAGUGCGGGACCAAAUUCAGCCACCGGAUCGGGAUCCGGAUCCGUAUCCCUUUCGGGUGGCAGUGAGAACAGCGACCUGAUGAUCCGACUGCGCGAAUCGAUCAAGCAAAAGGAGGAGUUCCUCAAGUCGCCGGUGCCUGCAUCCAUGUCCUCCGCCUCCGCCUCCUCGACCAAUGGCAAUCAGCAGGCGCAAUCCUCAUCGCCGGCACAGCAGCAACAUCUGCAGCAGCAUCAGCAGCACUUCUUUCCCUCGCACACGCCGCCGGGUGGAGUCCAGGUGGUGGUCCCUCCGCCACGCAGUCGCCACCAAGUGCUACUUAAACAGCAACAGCAACAACAACAUCAGCAGCAGCAGCAGCAGCACCAGCAGCAACAACUUCACCAACAACAUCAACAGCAACAUCAUGUCCUUGGCUUCGACAUGUACUAUUCCGGUGGCAAGCUAGUGCAGCGAUCUUCCACGGCUCCCGGCAGUGUGAGCCACCACCACCAACAAUUGCACCAGCACCAGCAGCAACAGCAACAGCAGCAGCAACUUCACCACCACCAGCAACAUCAGCAGAUACAGCAGCAGCAACAUCGCCAGGUGAUGAUCAACAACAAUGCCAAGUAUGCCAAGGAUCUCGACUAUUUCGAGACAUUGCAGGAAACAGGAGUCACCAAUAAGGUUUUCGAGCGCAAAUUGGUGUCGCACAUGUCCAAGGGUUUUGAUCCCUUCAAACCGCUGUCGAUCAACACCAGUGCCCUGGAGUCAUCCGCCAGCACAUCGAGCACUGUGGCCACGUCGACGGUGAAGAAGCAAAGCGUGCUCUACGAGUCCCUGCAGCAGCAUCCGCUGGCCAAGUACCAUCAGACGCAGCAUCAAACGUCGACGAUGACGAUGACGACGACGACGACGACGACGUCGACGGUGGACGGACAGGCGAGCAGCCGCAUGGAGCUGCACAAGGCGACGCUGGCGAAUGCCACCAUCGAUCCGGUGCCAGUGGGAACCAGCAGCAAGUUUGUGGCGAUGUCGGAUAAGCCGCCCGCGGGUUCCUCCGUUGCCACCUUGGCGGACAUUGCCGAGAGCAGUGCUGCAGCCAUUGUGGACUGUGCUGUGGGAAGCGGCAACGUUGUGCGACGCUACAAACCCUUAUCCUCCAGCUCCUUUGACGAGGGCAAACCGAUGCGCAGGAUCUCCUAUCUGCGGGCCACCAACAAUGAGGCCGAUUUCAAUGCGGACGCAACAGCUGUCGGGGAUGCUGCUGCAGCAGGAUCGGGAUCGGGAUCGGGAUCAGGAUCAGCAGUAAUACCAUCCGUUGCAUCAGGAGUGGCUUCAGCUGCAACCGCUCCUUCAGUCGCCCCUACACCCGCACCCACACCCGCAUCCGCACCCCUGCCCAUUUCGAUUCCCAUUCCCAUUCCCAAUCCGGUGGCUGCCGUCGUGGAGCCGCAGAAAACGAAAUCCCUGGUGGAGGAGCAUCCGGAUCCCACCUACGAUGUGAUCGGAGGCACUGGCGGCGGCCACGAGUUCAUCGAGACGCCCAACGGCCUGGAGGAUGUGCGUCUGUCGGCCCACGGGAGUCGCAGGGCCUCAAUGAGCAGCGACAUGCGUAGCAGCAUUCACAUCGAUGCCGAGCUGAAUGGCAAAUAUGUGCCCAACGAACUGGAGGCCUUCGAAACGGAGAUUGAGAUCAAGUCCUCGUGCAUCAACGGAAAGCGCAUGUCCGAGUACCGAUCGUGGCGUCAGGUGAAGCUGGAGAUCAAGGGCGAUCUGCUGCGCAUCUACUCAGGCCGUCAUGCCAAAUCGGAGCACAAUGUGAUAGAACUCGAUAUUAGAAACUUUAAGUUCUUCGACGAGUCGCUGGACAAGAAGAAGUACUUGAUCCGCAUGCAGUCGAAGCCAUCGCCCAGUGGCGCCCACUUGGCCUCGCUGGGCAACGAGUUGAACCUGGAGGAGGGUCAGGGGGACAAGCUGCUGACCUCCUCGGGCAGCAGCAGUGCCAACGAGCCCAAUCAGCCGAACUCAGCUUCGGCUACAUCAUCGGCCCUGACCGCAUCCACCUCCUCGUCCACCUGCAGCAGCGGUCCCUACACGGAGAUCCUAUUCAAGACCAAGAGCAGCAACGAGAUGAAGCGUCUGUUCGGGCUGCUUCAGUGGAAGGACAGCCUCAACUACGACGACAAUGUGAGUCACCAGCAGCAGCAGGGCAAGCAAUUGGCGGAACCGCAGAAGACAGUGGCCAGUGCCAGCUAUUUGGACGAUGCUCAGGCUGGAGGAGCAGCUGCUGCCGCGGACAGUUCACCCCUGAGUUCGCAUUCGGGUGGCAUUGCCGAGGCCAGCGGCGGCCAUCAUCAUGUGUCGGCUCUGCCAGCGGCGGCGGCCAUUGUGGCGGCCACCAGCGACUCCAUAUCGCCGGUGAUGAAGGCGAGAAAGUCAUCGUCGCACAAGCACAUACCCGACAAGGAUUUGGGUUCGCCAAAGUCGAAGAACUGGAAGGAUUUGCUCUUCCGUCGCGGUGGCAGUGGCAGCGGCAGUGGCAGUGGCAGUGGCGGCGUGUCCCAUCACGACUUGGCCUCGCCAUCCGGUUGUGGGGCCAAGCAGGUCGGUUCCAUUGGCGUUCCCCUGCGCAGCUGUCCGAUGUCAAAGAUGAAUGCAUAUGUGCCGCACCUGGUGGAGGUGUGCACGAACAUUGUGGAGACCAAGGGCCUGGGCGUGGUGGGCAUCUAUCGCAUACCCGGCAACAAGGCGGCCAUCUCGGAGCUGUCCGAGCUGGUCAACAACAAGGAUUUCCAGUUCGAGAGCUGUGCCAGCGACGACCGCUGGGAGGAUGUGAACGUGGUGAGCAGUCUGCUCAAGCUGUUCAUCCGCAGCUUGCCGGAUGCCCUCAUGCCGGCCAGCUACUACAUCAAUUUCAUCGAGGCGGACAAGAAGUUCGGCCUGGAGCGGAUCGUCCUGCUGCGUGAGAUUGUCGAGUCCCUCCCACGACAUCCUUACGAGACAAUGAAGCACUUGAUUCGUCACUUGUGCCGGGUGAGCGGCAACUGCGAGGUCAAUCGCAUGGAGCCCAAGAAUCUGGCCAUCAUCUUCGGGCCCUCGAUUAUCCGGACGCCGAACGACACGCUGGAAACGGCGGUCAAGGACAUGAAGCAUCAGUGCCGCAUCGUCGAGCUGCUGGUCACUCAGUAUGAGUACUUCUUUGAGGGCGGCAGUCUGCCGGAUUUGGCGGAGGUGAGCGGUGGCUCGGCCGCCGUGAGCGCCGCCCAGCCGCAGCAGCAGACGCAGGAGGAUCAGACGAACAUGCUGCUGCACAACCUGUCCAAGAUCGAGCGGAUCACGGAGCGGGAGACGACGCGCACUUCGCGUUUCAUGCCCCAGCUGAGGCGGAAGACGCAUGGCAAGCGGAGCGCCGUCAGUUCGGACACGUACUCCGGCGAAAGUGUUCUGGUAAGCGGGAGCUCCUCCACCAACAACACCACCACCACAACCACCACAACCACCACCACCACCCACACCACAAGUAGCACAAGUAGUAGCAACACCAUCACCACAACCAUCAGCACCACCACCAUCCAGCAGCGAAGGGCGCAGCGCAAGGCUGUGCAGAGCAUUUGCGACCAGGCUCUAAUCCUGCUCCUGCCCACACCCGUUUCCUCCGUCUCUCUUCCCUUUCAGUCGCUGGACUACGCCAAGGUGUCCGCCUCGGCCUCGGCCUCCGCCAGCAGUACGGCCAGCACCUCGAGCAGUUCUACGCUCCACAGCGGCGGCGGUGGCGGUGGCGGUGCGGGCAAGGCAUCCAUCUCGUCCUCGUCGUCGAGUUCCACCACCAAAUUCAGCUCAUCCUCGUCGUCGGCCUCCUCCAGCAGGGCAGUGGCCGUGUCGUCCUCCAUUUCGGCCACAUCCUCCAAGCUGCUGAGUGCCAAUUUCAAGAAGCGCAGCACUGGCGGAUUCCUCGGCUCGAGCCGAUCCUCGCACCAGGCGACGCGCAAGGCCAGCCUGGAUGAGAAGGACUCGGGUCAGUCGUCGGGCAGUCUGGGUCAUGGCCUGGGUGUGGGCCUCAAUCUGGCCAAGGAGCAGCAGCGCAGCAGCGUGGACAUAUCGAUACUGCUGACGGACGACGACUCGAGCAGCAGGCUCAGCGAUACGGGUUCCAUGUCGCUGACGACCAUCACGGACACGCUGGACAGCAAGCUGCGCAACCUGCGCAGUGGCUCCGAGUCGAACGAUGAGAACGGAUCGCCCGAGUUCCCCAAGAACCGGCGGCACACGCUCGGCCAGCCGCUGCACCUGCACUCCGAGAACAUUCCGUAUGCGGAUGAGUCGCCCGAGCGUCUGUUCCAUCAGUUCUGCAAUCCCCUGGACGCGGCGCCGCUCUCACUGCACCUGAGUCGCUCCUGCACGGCCACCAAUACGAUUGGCGCUGGCGAUGACAAGCCCUCAGCGAAGCAUGCAGCGGCGGGCGUGGCACCGCUGCCACAGAGCCUGCUCAAGGCGGCCCAUAAGUUGCAGCACUCGGCCACGGUGCCCAUUCAUCAGGGCAGUUCCACGGCGCCCACCAGCGGUUCAGUCACGCCCGUUGGCACGCCCACUGGCAGUAGUGGCGGCAGCGGCGGAGGGGCAGGUGCCAUUCCCUCGCGCAGCUCGUCGAGCAGUGUGACAACGCUGACCAAGAGCAUACAUCCCAGGUUCAGUAACUAUCUGAGCUACGAGAGGAGCAAUGCGGCCACCGCUGCUGGUGGUGGUGGUGGUGGUGGUAGCGGCGGAGCAGAAAGGGCAGUGGGAUCAGGUGGUGGCGGCGGAGGAGGAGGAGCUGCCUCCGAGGAUGAUUCCGAGGGCUCAACCACCAGCGAUCCCAAGGAGAAGCUGCUGCUCGGCGAGCGACCAUCGCCGUCGUUUUUUCUCGAGCGCUACAACAAAAAGAGACGCGAUCAUCGGUUAUUUCGGAGUGCCAGCUUCAAUUGCCGGAACUACUCCACCAGGCACAUUACCGGCGGAGCGGGAGCAGCGGGAUCAGGAGCGGCAACGGGAUCGGGAGUAUCAAGCGGAGUAGCUGGUGCGGCAGUGGCAGUGGGCGUGGCCUGCUGCCAGGCAUUGAGCGCCACCGGCUUGACCAAGGACGAGAAGACUGACAUGAAUCUGACCAAGAAGCGCCAGAUUCAGAACAAGCAGAAUCGUUCGAUCAAGCGACGGCACACGGUGGGCGGACCACACGACUAUUCCGCCAGCAAUGGCGGCAGCUGCUCGAAUCACGGCCACAGCCACGGUCACGGUCACGAUCUGGCUGCCAUAAACUACAAUCAUCACAAUCGCCACCAUCAACAGCAGCUGCUGAAGCUGGGCAGCGCCUCGUCCGGCGCCGGAGCCAGUGGAGCGGCGGCGGCCGAGACGACAACCACCACAACGACCACGACCACGGUGCUGCGACGCCUGGGAUCAGCCGGUCAGACGGUAGGAUCCGAAUCGAGUGUGGCAUUGCCCGGUUCCAGUUCGGGAUCGAGUAGCAAUAACAAUAACUCACCGCAAAGCGAUGGAAACAAUGGCAACGGCGGCGCUGGAGCAGCGGGAGUGCCAUCCAGUGCACCACCAUCUGCUGGAGGAGGAUUAGUGGGUGGUGGCGUUGGCGUUGGCGUUGGCAUUGGCGGCAGCAAUAGCAACAGUAGCAGUAACAGUAACAGCAGCAGCACCAGUACCACACCCGCUGGCAACGGAGAUCAGGUCCUGGAAGUGGGCAUACGCAUCAAGAACAUUAACCGAGGUCGCUUCUAAACGAAAGCAUAGAUCUCCACAAACAAGAAAAGAACCAAUUUAACCUGGUUCAAGCGUAGUCUGCUGAUGAAAUCAUUGUAAAUGUUUACAACAAUGAGACAUAUGCAGACAGUUAAAAACAAAAACCUGAUUAUAUAUCAUAAUGCAAUGAAACCACCCCAAAAUAGCAGUUGCUUAAGCAUGUUAGCUUAGCACACGCUAUAAAAAACCACAGAUUAAAUGAGUACCAACAGGGUUUCAUAUAGAAACAGAAGCAUAAAAUGGAGACAUUUAACAACAGCAGCAGUCUGUUAAACACACAAAUGAUAAAUGAUAAAUGAUAAACACACAGAUUUUUAGAGACAAACGUUGAAAUGAAUGUUAACCUGAGUAAAGUUGCUAAACAAGAAAUCAAAUCAAAGCCGAAAAAGUAAUUUUGUAAAGUUUUAUGUGGCUUUAUGCUUUAUAAGCGAAUGUCUUUAAACUAAAGUUUGAUGUCUUAAUCAAAACUAAUUUUAAAGCCCAAGUGUGUAGGGCUGAGCUACUUAAAAUAAAUCAAAAAUUACUUUUUGCAGCCAAGAUUCAGUGAGAAAUAGUCACCAUAAUCUAUAUUACUAUAUCUAUAUCAAUGUGCAGUUGCAAAGUUGUGUCCGAAUCGGGUCUUAAAACUUAACCAAAAGAAUGUAGGAAAAGAUUUGAUCGGAAACACGAAUCAGCAGAACAGUUAAAAUACGUAUUAUCACAUAUUCUAUCACAAUAUCUUAUAUAUUCAUAUUCAGAGUCCCAGGAGUUGUGCCGGCAAUAUAUAAAAAACUGACAAACGACAUAAAUGUUACACUAAAAACAUUAAAACAAA
Drosophila gunungcola (fruit fly) is the source of this 8715-nucleotide messenger RNA. RefSeq names its product pneumococcal serine-rich repeat protein (gene RhoGAP19D). Gene Ontology annotation, biological process: regulation of GTPase activity; signal transduction. The transcript has 15 exons. Gene Ontology annotation, molecular function: protein binding. The record is from RefSeq and is a predicted model, not a curated record. Bases 798 to 7880 code for a protein of 2360 amino acids. Gene Ontology annotation, cellular component: cytoplasm. NCBI's taxonomy places the organism in Eukaryota, Metazoa, Arthropoda, Insecta, Diptera, Drosophilidae.